CUGGUCACACAAACAGAUGAGGAACACAACACAGUCCACUACAGCGAGAGAAACUAGUGUUAGUUUACUGAAUGUGGAAAUGAAAAUAUAGAAAAGGGUAAAACUCAGAGAAGAAGAUAGUUGAUGUCUAAAAAUAUGUGAACGUCGUACGAGGUAAAGUCAGAACAGAUAUCAAAGAUUCAACGUCACGAGAAUACAAUCAUAUAGCACGGAUAAAGAUUCAACAAGAGACUCAGAAGACCGAACAGAAAGGAUUGUUGAUAUCUACGUCAGUGCAGAGGCUGUAAGAGACAUGAAACAUAAGAAAGAGACAGAAGACUUCAACACAGAAGAACCCCGAACACCUCGACACACAGAAGACUUCAACACAGAAGAACCCCGAACACCUCGACACACAGAAGACUUCAACACAGAAGAACCCCGAACACCUCGACACACAGGAAGUGAUGGUGUGAUGAUCAGAAGCUCCAGAGCAGCUGCAGUAGUGUUUGUGCUGCUGUGUGUUCUUCUGCUGACUGCACGCAUUAUACUGUGUGCCACCUUCACCCAAGAGAGACAACAGCUGAAGACUAAGAUCACCAACCUCACUCAAGAGAGACAACAGCUGCUGACUAAGAUCACCAACCUCACAGAAGAGAGAGACCAGCUGAAGAUCAUCAACCUCACAGAAGAGAGAGACCAGCUGAAAUCAGAAAUAAAUGAUCUUCAGAAGUUUGUGGAUGGAUUGAAGUGUCAUCAAUCAACUCUUUACUUCUUUUCCUCUGAGAAGAAGAACUGGAAUGAGAGCAGAAGAUACUGUAGAGAGAGAGGAACAGAUCUGAUCAUCAUCAACAACACAGAGGAACAAGAUUUUGUGAAGAAUAUUUGUGGUUCUGAUCAUUUCUGGAUUGGUUUGACUGAUAUUGAAGAGGAGGGCAGAUGGAAAUGGGUUGAUGGCAGCACACUGACCUCUGGGUUCUGGGCGCGUGGAGAACCAAACAACUAUCAGGGAAACGAUGACUGUGCUAACACUCGUUCAUCAGGAUGGUAUGAUGCUCAAUGUGAUAGUAGUCUUAAAUGGAUCUGUGAGAAGAGUAUCCUUAAAUAAAUGAUACAUUAUAAUAAAAAUGUACAUAUAUGCAUUAUGAACAAAUAAAUAUGUCGGUAAUUUACCUUUUUUUUAAUGGCACAUUAAUUAGGUUAUUCUGUAAAAACAAAUAAAAAAUAAAUAUAAAAAAAACAUUGUAAUAUUAAAAUGUUCAUAUAAAACUUUUUAAAAUCAUUUUGUUUAGAAUUUUUAGAUCUGAACUAAAAUCUGAAUGUGAAAAACAACAGUGAUGUUUCUACAGACUGAAAUAAAAUCAGUAAUACUCUGAUAUAAUAGAAAUAUUCAUAAAAACAGCAUUGAUCUAAUAUUGUUAACCAAAAUGAUCAUGAUUUUAGGAGUAUUACUCAGUACAUCAGUAAAGUUUGAUGUGAAAUGUGACUCUUGCAGCUUUUUUCUAAUUACAGUA
Carassius auratus (goldfish) is the source of this 1493-nucleotide messenger RNA. RefSeq names its product CD209 antigen-like protein C. The record is from RefSeq and is a predicted model, not a curated record. The coding region runs from base 293 to 1087 and encodes 264 amino acids. The transcript is spliced from 5 exons. Lineage: Eukaryota; Metazoa; Chordata; Actinopteri; Cypriniformes; Cyprinidae.